Molecule: messenger RNA, 2708 nt
Organism: Ailuropoda melanoleuca (giant panda)
Lineage: Eukaryota; Metazoa; Chordata; Mammalia; Carnivora; Ursidae
Gene: PRPF4
Product: pre-mRNA splicing tri-snRNP complex factor PRPF4
Exons: 14
Coding region: 107-1672 (521 amino acids)
Biological process (GO): mRNA splicing, via spliceosome
Cellular component (GO): U4/U6 x U5 tri-snRNP complex
Molecular function (GO): U4 snRNA binding; protein binding; U6 snRNA binding
Source: RefSeq, a predicted model, not a curated record
GGCCACUUCCGGUAGGUGACGUAGUUCCGCUUUGUUGGGCGCGCGGUGGAUGGUCUGAAACGUAGGGCUCGGCUUUCGCUGGGGUUUCGCGUCUCGGGAGCUCGGCAUGGCUACCUCACGAGCCUCCUCCACGGCAACCAAAACUAAGGCACCUGAUGACUUAGUUGCUCCUGUUGUGAAGAAACCACACAUCUAUUAUGGAAGUUUAGAAGAGAAGGAGAGGGAACGUCUGGCCAAAGGAGAGUCUGGGAUUUUGGGGAAAGAAGGACUUAAAGCUGGAAUUGAAGCAGGAAAUAUUAACAUAACCUCUGGAGAGGUGUUUGAAAUUGAAGAGCACAUCAGUGAACGACAGGCUGAAGUAUUAGCCGAGUUUGAGAGAAGAAAGCGAGCCCGGCAAAUCAAUGUUUCCACUGAUGACUCUGAGGUCAAGGCUUGCCUUAGAGCCUUGGGGGAGCCCAUCACACUUUUUGGAGAAGGUCCUGCUGAAAGAAGAGAAAGGUUAAGAAAUAUCCUCUCAGUGGUUGGUACUGAUGCCUUAAAAAAAACCAAAAAAGAUGAUGAGAAAUCCAAAAAGUCCAAAGAAGAGUAUCAGCAAACCUGGUACCAUGAAGGACCAAACAGCCUGAAGGUUGCUAGACUGUGGAUUGCUAAUUAUUCGCUGCCCAGGGCAAUGAAACGCUUGGAAGAGGCCCGUCUCCAUAAAGAGAUUCCUGAGACAACCAGGACCUCCCAGAUGCAAGAGCUGCACAAAUCUCUCCGGUCUUUGAAUAAUUUCUGCAGUCAGAUUGGGGAUGAUCGGCCUAUCUCCUACUGCCACUUUAGUCCUAAUUCCAAAAUGCUGGCCACAGCUUGUUGGAGUGGGCUUUGCAAGCUCUGGUCUGUUCCCGAUUGCAACCUCCUUCACACUCUGCGAGGCCAUAACACAAAUGUAGGAGCAAUUGUAUUCCAUCCAAAAUCCACUGUCUCCUUGGACCAAAAAGAUGUCAAUCUGGCCUCUUGUGCUGCUGAUGGUUCUGUGAAGCUUUGGAGCCUUGACAGUGAUGAACCGGUGGCGGAUAUUGAAGGCCAUACAGUGCGUGUGGCCCGUGUAAUGUGGCAUCCAUCCGGGCGUUUCUUGGGUACCACCUGCUAUGACCGCUCAUGGCGCUUAUGGGAUUUGGAGGCUCAAGAGGAGAUCCUGCAUCAGGAAGGCCACAGCAUGGGUGUGUAUGACAUUGCCUUCCAUCAAGAUGGCUCUUUGGCUGGCACUGGGGGACUGGAUGCAUUUGGUCGUGUUUGGGACCUGCGCACAGGACGGUGUAUCAUGUUCUUAGAAGGCCACCUGAAGGAAAUCUAUGGAAUAAAUUUCUCCCCCAAUGGCUACCACAUUGCAACCGGCAGCGGUGACAACACGUGCAAAGUGUGGGACCUUCGACAACGGCGUUGUGUCUAUACCAUCCCUGCCCAUCAGAACUUAGUGACUGGUGUCAAGUUUGAGCCUAUCCAUGGGAAUUUCUUGCUCACUGGUGCUUAUGAUAACACUGCCAAGAUCUGGACCCACCCAGGCUGGUCCCCACUGAAGACUCUGGCUGGCCAUGAAGGCAAAGUGAUGGGCCUAGACAUUUCUUCUGAUGGGCAGCUCAUAGCCACUUGCUCAUAUGACAGGACCUUCAAGCUUUGGAUGGCUGAAUAGGCAGAACCAUGGAAAAAGGACUCUAACCUCAAGCUCUUCCCUAAGAGCCAUUUUCAAAAGAAAGGAAUUGAUAUGUUUCGUUCUAUCAUGUUUUUUGCCAAUUACCAUGUAUAGACCCUCAAAAGAAUUGGAUUUCCCUGUCAGCCUCCACUCCAGGUAGGCAGCCCAGUCUCUGGGUGUUGAUGAACCCCUUUUGUAGUUGAAAUUUUAAUAUUCAUCUUCAAGCCCUGCCACGGACCGUGUAGACAUUGUUUUUAUUAAUCUUUUGUUUGAAUGCCCUGUUGCCUCCUUCACAGCACUCAGGAUUGUGACUGGCUCCAUUUUUAAUUUUGAAACUUGGUACGUGGUACAUGCUUCAGGACUACAUGUGACCCACAGAGCAAGGCAGCUGGACAGUAGUCUGGAAACCUGCAAGUAAAGAGGCACUUCUCACCACACACUGGUUAACCGGUGCCUUGACAGAGUGGAACCUUUCCUCUCCCUUGAGAACGGGAGAUGAAGAGGUAGACCACAGCUAUACUCAGGGUUAUGCAGUAAAGAAGAUUUUACCUCUUCCUGUUGAGUUCACUUGGAAUGAUAACCGCAUCAGGAACCCCAGAACUGAACAUUUGCCCUGUCCAAAAACGUCUUCCAUUUUGCUUUGAAGUUUGGCAUCCUUCCUGUUACCCCAAAGCUAGGCCAUUUUGUCAAGAGGCAAUGAAAUUUCUAGAAAACAAACGUCUCUGUUGUGCCACUUCCUUUAUAUUGGUUAUUCAGAGAAUGUACCUUUCACGGCAAGGUAACUAGAAAAAUCCCUAAUGGGUAUUCCUCGACAUCAACUUUCUCUUUUUUUCUUUAUUACAUAUUUGCUACAGAGUAAAAUCCUGUUAUAAAGACUGUCCUGUAAAGACUUACUUUGUAUAGUUAGGCAUUUUCUGAAUCCCAGCCAUUGGUCCAUAGAGGUCCCCCCCCCUUUAUUUUUGGUUUGAGAUAUAACAGAUGAUAUCACAUAUGUGAUAUUCCAGUUUUUCUCUUCUUAAUAAACACUCUGCUAAUA